AUGGUUCUUUCCAUCAACCCACUUUGCCCCGAGAUACAUCUUCCUCGACAGCCCGCCUGGACUUUCAAAGAGAAGCCUAAGCAAAUCAUGCACACCUCUCCAUCCGGACCACCACAGGCAUACCAAGGCGGAGAAAAUGACGGCGUCUCGACAAGGAAGUCACUGAGUCAGUAUCCUAAGCUGAAUAUAUCCCAACUCAAGUCUGGGCCAGUACAAGCAUGUGUUACCGGCAUUGUGGCCAACUUACAGAAUCAUAGUCCUGAAUCGACCACACCAAAUGGAGCUCGCGGGUGCGUCAAGAUUAUACUCAAGGAUGAAACCGGUGAAAUUCUGGUCAAUUUGUGGUUCCUUGACACCAAAUUUAACUUGAUUCUGAACCAUAUCGUCACGAUCUGGAUCACCUACUGCUCUUCAGCCUCAAACAUAUCACCACGGACGAAUUCGAGAGCCCUGACAGCAUCAGUCUCCACGAGCUUGUUCCCCGAGAGAAACGUUGGCUGCGGCCUCAGGAUCUUUCGGAAUGAUUCACAACUGCUGUCACCAGCGGACAGCGACUUGAGAUCAAGGGUGGCACGUGGCUUGGGUUGGGGUGCUAUAACAUCGCUUAAGUGCUUCAUCGGCGGUAACGCAAGCACUGAGAAUGUUCAGAUCCUGGUGUACGUGACGGGCAUCGGGCAUUGUGUCAUAGGAAGCAAAUCCCCGGCCAGAACCUCGCACCAAUUUCCUGCCAUUCCUGUCUUCGUCGUGGAUGAGUCCCGACCCCUCUCGCCGAUCAAACUCAUCUUCGAGAACCCCCUCCACGAAAGUGUCUCUCAAUUCAGGCCUCACCGUACGGUCCUCUUUGUCACAGAUCCUCGCCUUGUCGGCAAUCAGCUCCUUGUACUGUCGCAUCCCUCGAGAGUCCUCAUUGAUCCGAAUACUGUAGCUGCAAAUAAGUUGAGGAGAUACUUGGGACAACUUUCUCCGCCGUGCAAUAUGACUCCGGAAGAGAAUGGGCACUUGGAGGGUUCUGAGCUGGACGAGAUCUUCGGAGGUCCGCCACAGCUGAUGAGCCUACUGGAUUUCUGGACAUCGAUGUCAAAAGAUCCAGGAAAUCCUUGCCAGGCCGCCGUCCCAGUCAUCAUCACCUCGCUUUCUCUAGCACUCCUCUUCAGGAUGCAUGAAGCUCUCUUCUGCAUGACCUGUCCAUCAUGCUUCGCGGCGAGGUAUUCCAAUGAAGUCGAGUAUUGGUGCGAGUGUGAUGAGGAUGCCAGAAUGGAUAUGCGCCUCAAUCCGCAGUUUCUGUGUGGGUUUAGUGACGAGACUGCUGGUUACUUGCGCUUCCCAUCCUCCAUGGCAAAGAGCCCCCAUAAUCAAGGGGGACUCGCAACGGACCCGACAUGGUCGCCUUCAGGUAAUGAUUCGGUGUUCUGGACUGAUAAAGCAUGCACGUCGUUACUCGGCAUGACAACGAUCGAGAUCGAAAGUCUGGCCAUCCUACAAUCAAGUCAUGAUUGUCUAGCCACAUUGAACACCAUCGAGGAGAAACUGAAAUGGUCACGAGUCAUACUGUUGAUCGGCUGGACAGGUUCUGGAGGGCUUCGAGCUGGUGAUCAACCGGAGGAAUUCACGAUGUCACAUGCGGCAGGUAACCAGGCUCUGAACAAUGGAAGGAUGGUAAUUCUGGAUGCUGCUAAUGUUUGA
Exophiala xenobiotica is the source of this 1683-nucleotide messenger RNA. RefSeq lists its product as uncharacterized. The record is from RefSeq and is a predicted model, not a curated record. The transcript has 3 exons. Lineage: Eukaryota; Fungi; Ascomycota; Eurotiomycetes; Chaetothyriales; Herpotrichiellaceae. The coding region runs from base 1 to 1683 and encodes 560 amino acids.